This is a messenger RNA of Cylas formicarius (sweet potato weevil), 1207 nucleotides long. RefSeq names its product SUZ domain-containing protein 1. The record is from RefSeq and is a predicted model, not a curated record. The transcript has 4 exons. Bases 229 to 765 code for a protein of 178 amino acids. Lineage: Eukaryota; Metazoa; Arthropoda; Insecta; Coleoptera; Brentidae.
AUUCUAUACCACGGAAUGCACACGAUUAUGUCGCACUGCAAAGCUACUUUUGUGGUAAAAAAAAUUUGACGUUUUUUGUGAACAUUUUUUUUUAAAAAAAUGAUACGCGUAAUGUUUAACACAAUGCCGUCACGACGAUUGUUCUGAAGCACGGUUUAAGCGUCCGGGAACUAAAAAAUUUAAGAGAAAAAUGGUAAAUUUGCAGUAAGUUUGACAUGUGGGUGACAAAUGGGUCCCAUCAUGGCUUCUAAACAGCAAGAUAUUGAAAUUUUGGAGCUUGAUAGCUGGGAGGAAAUCGAUGAGACUGAUGUUUUAGAAAAGAAGUUAAGCAAAUUAAUAAUGCCUACUAUAAGCGGCAAUAGUUUAAAUGGUGUUUCUAACAAUGCUCCUAUACAAAUCACUAUAACAGGAGAGGAUGCGCUAAGAUCUCAGUAUGUACCACCUGAACCCACAGUAAAAAUACUGAAAAGGCCCACGAAAGACGCUAAGGGUCACCGGGAUUUAAAAAAGGCGGUGCCUAAAAAAACAUUACAGCAACGUGAACAAGAAUAUGCAGAAGCCAGACUCAGAAUUUUAGGAGAAAGUGGUUCAGAUCGACCUGAAGAGAGAAUUAGUAUAGCGAAACCGAGAAAUUCAGAAUUUGAGACAGCCAAGCCAAGUGCUUCAGAGCCGGAAGCCAUAAAAUUAAGAAACACAGAAGGUGAAAAUAUAGUUAGGUUACCUAAGGGACCAGAUGGUACAAAUGGAUUCAGCUUUCGUCGGUAGUACACUGAACUUCACUUUUCUGGUGUGAUUUGUAGAUGUCUAAGAUAUAAAAUCAAUUAAAUUUGGCCCUGAAUGACUGUAAAGUAAUUUUUAAAUUCGGUACAUCACAGGAUAGGCAUAAGAAUUUUAAGGUUCUUUGGGACCCUAUCGGAUUGUUGAAAUUUUAAUCCUCAAAAACAAUUGAAGUGCAAUAUCUGGCCUUUUUGAUCAUAUUUGGUCCAAGUCAGUGGGUUUUAGAUCUGAAAGGUAUACCGCCCAGCUUCAGGUAGGAGGGGCUAAUAUAUCCUUAAAGUGAAUGGGGCCUUAUUAUGUUGGGCAGGUGGAUGUGGUCUCAAGGUGCGGAUUGACUGAGGAACAUAUUUUUUGGACAUACUGUACAUGAAAAUCCGAAAGGUGUAUAUUUUGUAUUGAUUUUUCAUCAAACUAGGGAUGUAAGUUCCAU